AUGAAUCUCUCUUUGGAAGUCAAAAUGGUAAAUGGAAUAAUGUAUGUGUGGACAAAGUGGUCAGCACCUCCACGGAUCAGUGAUUCAGCACUAUGUAAUUAUGAAUUGCGACUGAAGUCUGCAGAAGGAAAAGAAUGGAAGGAUUACUUUGUGGGACAGCAGUUGCAAUAUAAAAUAUCUCACUUGCAUCCAGGAAUGAAAUAUACUGCUCAGGUUCGCUGUGUAACAGAUCGUGGUGAAAGGAGCUUGUGGAGCCCAGAAAGAUACAUCCACUUCCAUAAUGGCCAGCCUCCAGGGAAGCCAAUCUUCACAGGAUGUCGGUCUCCCGAAAAAGAAACCUUUACUUGCUGGUGGAAGCCAAGCUCUGAAGGAAGUCUCCCAAGAAAUUAUACACUGUUCUAUAAGAGAGAAAGAGAUAAAAAAUACUACGAAUGCCCGGACUACACAACAGCGGGGCCCAACUCCUGUUACUUUAAUAAAAAGCACACAUCGCUGUGGACUACCUAUAAUUUUACUUUAAAGGCGAUGAAUGAGAUGGGGAGUAGUGUGGCAGACCCUUAUUACGUGGAUGUAGCAAAUAUAGUUCAGCCAGAUCCUCCAGAAAAUCUUUCCCUAGAAUUUGAGAAAAAAGUAUAUGGACAAUAUGUGUUGAUGACUUGGAAUCCGCCUUCUCUGGGUGAUGUCAAAUCUGGCUGGCUAACUCUGGAGUAUGAAUUACACAUAAAGCCUGAAGAAGGACAAGAGUGGGAAAAAAUAUUUGUUGGGCAAAGGACGUCUUAUAAGAUGUUCAGUGUGAAUCCAGGAGAAAGAUACGUUGCUCAGGUUCGAUGCAGGUCAGAUCAUGGUAUCUGGAGCAACUGGAGCCCUAAGAGUUAUAUUAAACUCCAAAAAGAUAUCAGCCUAAAGGAUAUAGUUGUUUGGAUCGUUGUGGUUUUUUUAUCAAUUGCCGCUUGUUUGAUCUUGAUCUGGAUACUGGCUUUGAAAAAAACCAAGAUGAUAGCUCGCCUUCUACCACCAAUUCCAGGUCCAAAAAUAAAAGGCUUGGAUGCUCAACUGUUACAGGCAGGAAAAACUGAAGAAUUGCUGAGUGCUCUUGAUUGUCAGGGUUUUCCUCCAACUUUAGACUCUGAUGAUCUGCUCAUAGAAUUUUUGGAGAUAGAUGACAGCGAAGAUCAGCAGCUAGUGCCAAAUCAUGGAAAAACUCACCCCAAUAAACAUGUAAAGCCAGCACACCAGGAAAUAGACUACGAUUCAGGAAGAGGAAGCUGUGAGAGUCCAUCUCUAGUGCAAGAGAAAUAUAAGGAAGUCAGAAAACUGCCCCCUGCAGCAGAGGUACCGGAUUCUGAUGAGGUUCAAAGGAACGGUGAUAGAAAAAAACUCUCAGAAACAUUAAAACAAGACCCUGAAAAGUGUCUCCCACAGUUGAUUACUAAGAGCCUAAAGUCAUCUACAUGGCCUGGAGACCAGCCUGGGCACUCUCACAGUCCAAAGUUUUUCUCUCAUGAUGCCAUAGAGAUCUGCAAAAGGGUACUCAAAGCCACAAAUGUAAAAAGGUCACCCAUUUUGGGGAGAAGUGAAGGAAAGUGCUGUUCACAACCUCCGGAACCCAUUGAGACUGUUAGUAAAGAAAAAACAGCCCAACUGGAAGAUGGAGCCAAUUUGUCUCUAAAUGCUCAGCAUAAUCAAGAGGCAUUCUGGUUAGUUCCUCCAGAGCAGUUGCCUUUUACAUCCACAAAGCCAAUGGAUUAUGUAGAGAUUCACAAAGUCAGCAGCGAUGGAGUGUUGGCUGUGCUACCCAAGCAGAAAGAAAGCCUUGACAAAACUGAAAAGGGUCCUCUGCCUUCAGAUGCAAAAGAAUACUCCAAGGUUUCAACUGUUGUAGCUAAUCAUAUUCUGGUAUUAUUACCAGAGGCCAAAAUGGAGACCUUGCCUUCUUUUCAGGAACCCCCAAAGGAGUCCAAUCUGGAAAGCCGGGCAGAGAAAAACACGAUCUAUUGCCUCCCAGUUCCCAACAUGUGCAAAAUACAGAGCGGUGGUUUAGAUUACCUGGAUCCAAAUAACUUUAUGCCAGCCUUUCAUUAAACAAAUUGAA
This is a messenger RNA of Protobothrops mucrosquamatus (brown spotted pit viper), 2092 nucleotides long. Its product is annotated as prolactin receptor-like. The transcript is spliced from 9 exons. Gene Ontology annotation, cellular component: external side of plasma membrane. Gene Ontology annotation, biological process: cytokine-mediated signaling pathway. The record is from RefSeq and is a predicted model, not a curated record. Bases 1 to 2082 code for a protein of 693 amino acids. Gene Ontology annotation, molecular function: protein binding; cytokine receptor activity. Lineage: Eukaryota; Metazoa; Chordata; Lepidosauria; Squamata; Viperidae.